AUGACCAUCACUUUAGAUGACGUCUGGUCGCUCCUUCAUCUUCCCAUCACUAGACAGUUUUGCUCCACUGAAAAUCUUGAAUAUGAAGAUUUAGUUGAGAUCUUGACGACACUUUUUGGUGUUGAUCGGGCCAUGGCUUGCAAUGAGUUGAAUCAAAGUCGUGGUGGACAUGUCAAGCUUAGCUGGUUGAGAGAGCUAUAUGAUAGCUGUUGUGAUAACGAGCUAUGGGAGUUUGCUACCCAUGCAUAUCUUUUGCACCUUGUAGGGUGCACGAUAUUUGCUAAUAAAAGGGCCACCUAUGUUUGUACCCAUUACCUUGAGCUAUUUAGAGAUCUCCCUUCAUGUUAUAGAUAUGCUUGGGGAGUUUCUGCUUUUGUCUACUUAUAUGAGCAGCUAGGAGAUGCCAACUUUGCAAAUACAAAGCAAUUAGUUAGAUAUCUACCUCUUCUACAGGCUUGGAUAUACGAGUACUUCCCUACAAUGGGAAGGAAGCAAUUACGGGAUACAUAUGUGGAGACCAAACCCCGUGCUAGACGUUAUAUCAUUGGACGCACUACUUCUGCUAUAGCUGAUGUUAGAGUCCGGUUGGAUGUCUUGACAUAUGAUGAGGUGAUUUGGAACCCAUAUGUAGCACAUAGGGCUGGUCGACAACUUGUUGUAUCUGCCAUGUUUUCUGGCUACCUCAGGCUUGGUAUCCUCGUACACCGUCAUUUGUUGGAGCGUGUGCUGCGACAAUUUGGCUUCAUGCAGCCUAUUCCACGACCACCGACUUCGCUUCCGAUGUUGGACUUUGCGAUUAUUGAUGAUCGGUGGAGAGACCACGAUCAGUUUGUUGUAGUUCAGGUGGUCCCCGCGCCAACUCCUUUUUCAUGUUCGGAUGGAUAUUUGCAGUGGUUUCAGAGGGUCUCCCACCCUUACAUUUUACGCAGAGUUGAGGUCGACCGACCCAGCCUUGUCAUUAUGCCUCGACUUCGUCUGAAUUUGCCAGAUGACAUACCAGCUCAGAGGACGUCAGCGUCAUAA
Molecule: messenger RNA, 1023 nt
Organism: Vigna unguiculata (cowpea)
Lineage: Eukaryota; Viridiplantae; Streptophyta; Magnoliopsida; Fabales; Fabaceae
Source: RefSeq, a predicted model, not a curated record